UACAAGAUGGAGCCGCUCAGUACGACUACAUCAACGGACUCGAUGUACCAGUUGCGCUUGGUUACUAUGGCGCCGGCAAGUAACACCGGAACGGCAACUUGCAGCUUCCAACAGCGUCAAUCCAGUGUAUUCGAUGCGCUAGCCGACUUGGAGGCUGCACACAAUCGAGUCACUGAAGCUACUAAAGAAGAGCGUCUAGAGCUUAGCAAAACAACCUGGCGCCACGUAGUGACCGCACCUGAGGACCUUGUGGCCGAGAAAGAACGCCGCAAAGCCGAUUCCCCACACGGAGUUCGGAAACAAACGAGGCAAGUGUUUCGGAGACCCAACGCUCCGCCUCCACCAAGCCGUCGUUCACAAAACCGCACCUACAAUCCCAAGCGUUGGGACCCCUCAAAAUGGACACACUAUAGUCUAGCAGAUGUAGAUGAAGACGGAUCGGUGGAGAAUGCGUCUGGGGAUCCAAACUUUGCAAUUGCAUCCGCAUUCCUGGCUGAACUGAGGGAUCGUAAUGCCGACCAGGAAAUCGCUGAACUCCCAAAUGACCCUCGACACCAUCGUAUACUGUUUCGUCCUACCCGUGGGACUAAACGCCAGCGAUGUGAAGCUGAUAAGGAUGUUAGCAGCAGUGGCCCAACACCCAUUGCAGAACAGGAAUGUAAAGAUGAAGACAGCGUUGCUUCCGAUGUUGACCGACUUGAUCCCGCACCUGGUGCUCAGACUUCCUCGAAUGCUGUCUUCUUUCAACGCCGGCGACAACGCCAGCUUCGCUCCCGUACUCCCGAAAACCCAGACAGUCCUCCAAGUUCCUGGGAUGUUCAAUUGUUGACGGAAGAAUCAUCCAGUCCACACCAAUCCAGUUCAUCCGAAGAAGAUAUUGAGCACGAUGGUGUGAUGGACCACCACCUUGCCUAGCAACAACGCUGUCUUAUUUCUUACAACAUGCUUUAAACAUGUUUAUACGCCAUGAUUUUUAUUCUGCUUUCGUGGCACUGUGCAUUCAACUCUCAAAUACACAGUAAAACACCUUAAAAAAUUAAACAAGGAGUCGCAAAUGUCAUUAAUAGUGGAUCCCAGUUCCAGAGGCUUUUUCUAGUAAUCCGUCUUGCGCAACACAGGACACAACCCGGGUUUCCAGGACAUCUUUUGGAUAGGUCUAGGUUGAAAAUUUUCAGUGAAUCUUUCGUCUUGUAACCGAG
Opisthorchis viverrini is the source of this 1199-nucleotide messenger RNA. RefSeq lists its product as hypothetical. NCBI's taxonomy places the organism in Eukaryota, Metazoa, Platyhelminthes, Trematoda, Opisthorchiida, Opisthorchiidae. The transcript has 2 exons. The coding region runs from base 7 to 915 and encodes 302 amino acids. The record is from RefSeq and is a predicted model, not a curated record.